Messenger RNA from Lontra canadensis (Northern American river otter), 5602 nucleotides. It is a transcript of the gene CARMIL1, whose product is annotated as capping protein regulator and myosin 1 linker 1. Bases 435 to 4718 code for a protein of 1427 amino acids. Gene Ontology annotation, biological process: regulation of Arp2/3 complex-mediated actin nucleation; cell migration. Gene Ontology annotation, molecular function: protein binding. Gene Ontology annotation, cellular component: lamellipodium; plasma membrane. The record is from RefSeq and is a predicted model, not a curated record. The transcript has 39 exons. Lineage: Eukaryota; Metazoa; Chordata; Mammalia; Carnivora; Mustelidae.
GCAGGGGCGCGAGGAAACCCUCGCCCCGCCGCGCCGCUCUCCCCGCCCUCUGCGCUCGCCUUCCGCCUUCACCUAGGGCCGUAGGUGCGGCGCGGCGCGGGGCGGCGGGAGGUGGCCGCGGCCGGAGCAGCGCCGCCGGGAGCCGGGAGCCCGAGCCGCCGCCGCCGGAAUCCCCGGGUCUCCGCGCCGCCGCCGGGAACUGCGCCGAGGCGACAUGUAGCAGCGGCCGCAGCCGACUCACCUCCUAUUUGCAACUCUUUUUUUUUUUUUUUGGAGGGGCGGGGGGCGAGGCAAAAUUGUAUCUCCGCCCUCGCUUUCUUGCCUCCUCCCGGGCGCAAGCCGCAUCUGCCUCUAAAAACUGAGGGGCUCGGGGACGGGCGGGGGGCCGUAAAUCAGAGUUGGACCGGCACUGCCCCCGCGCCUGGAGGGCCACCAUGACCGAGGAGAGCUCCGAGGUUCCCAGGGAGCUGACAGAAAGCAUAAAGGAUGUUAUUGGCAGAAAGAUAAAAAUUGCAGUGACGAAGAAAGUAAAGUUGGAAGUCAAGGGAGACAAAGUUGAAAACAAAGUGCUGGUGCUCACAUCAUGCCGGGCCUUCCUUGUAACAGCACGGAUCCCUAGCAAGCUCGAGUUAACCUUCAGCUACCUGGAGAUUUAUGGUGUCAUGUGCUCCAAGUCCGCUCAGAUGGUGGUGGAGACGGAGAAGUACAGCGUCACCAUGAAGAUGGCGUCGCCCGAGGACGUGAGCGACGUGCUGGCCCACAUCGGCACCUGCCUGCGGAGGAUAUUUCCUGGCCUGUCCCCAGUGCGAAUCAUGAAAAAAGUCUCCAUGGAGCCAUCUGAGCGACUGGCCAGUCUCCAGGCUCUGUGGGACAGCCAGACCGUGGCCGAGCAGGGCCCCUGUGGUGGAUUUUCUCAGAUGUAUGCCUGUGUUUGCGACUGGCUCGGAUUUUCAUACAGAGAAGAAGUACAAUGGGAUGUGGAUACAAUUUAUCUGACACAAGACACCAGGGAAUUGAAUUUGCAAGACUUCAGUCAUCUUGACCACAGGGACCUGAUACCCAUCGUUGCUGCUCUGGAAUACAAUCAGUGGUUCACAAAGCUAUCUUCCAAGGAUCUGAAACUGUCCGCCGAUGUCUGCGAACAGAUCUUGAGAGUGGUGAGCAGGUCCAGUCGGUUAGAGGAACUGGUGUUGGAAAACGCUGGGCUCAGAACGGAUUUUGCCCAAAAACUGGCCAGUGCCCUAGCGCACAAUCCCAGCUCAGGACUCCACACAGUUAACCUGGCAGGCAACCCACUGGAGGACCGAGGUGUGUCCUCUUUAAGUAUUCAAUUUGCCAAACUCCCAAAGGGAUUAAAGCAUUUAAAUUUAUCUAAAACCUCAUUGUCACCUAAAGGGGUGAAUAGCCUUUCUCAGUCACUCAGUGCCAACCCGCUGACCGCCACCACCCUUACCCAUCUCGACCUCUCAGGGAACGUCCUCCGCGGAGACGACCUCUCGUACAUGUACAGUUUUUUGGCCCAGCCCAAUGCCAUUGCUCAUCUGGAUUUAUCCAACACGGAAUGUUCCCUGGACAUGGUCUGCGCAGCUCUUCUCCGCGGAUGCCUCCAGUAUUUAGCCGUGCUCAAUCUCUCCAGAGCUGUCUUCUCGCACCGGAAAGGAAAAGAAGUGCCCCCGUCCUUCAAACAGUUUUUCAGUAGCUCCCUGUCUCUGAUGCAACUCAACCUUUCAGGCACAAAACUGUCUCCUGAGCCGUUAAAAGCGUUGCUGCUGGGCCUGGCCUGCAAUCAUAACUUGAAGGGGGUCUCUCUUGAUCUCAGCAAUUGUGAGCUUGGCCACUGUCUGAGAUCAGGAGGCGCACAAGUCUUAGAAGGCUGCAUCGCCGAGAUCCACAACAUCACCAGCUUAGAUAUCUCCGAUAAUGGUUUAGAAUCUGACCUAUCCACCUUAAUAGUGUGGCUCAGUAAAAACAGAUCAAUACAGCACCUGGCGUUAGGCAAAAAUUUUAAUAAUAUGAAAUCCAAAAAUCUGACCCCUGUGUUGGACAACUUAGUACAGAUGAUUCAAGACGAGGAAUCGCCCCUGCAGUCCUUGUCCCUGGCCGACUCAAAGCUCAAGACUGAGGUCACCAUCCUCAUCAACGCCCUGGGAAGCAACACCUCCCUGACCAAAGUGGACAUCAGCGGGAAUGGCAUGGGGGACAUGGGCGCGAAGAUGUUAGCCAAAGCACUUCAGAUCAACACCAAGCUCAGGACUGUCAUAUGGGACAAGAAUAACAUUACCGCACAAGGCUUUCAAGAUAUAGCUGUUGCAAUGGAAAAGAACUAUACAUUGAGAUUUAUGCCGAUCCCUAUGUAUGACGCUUCUCAAGCCCUGAAAACAAACCCUGAAAAAACAGAAGAGGCUUUGCAAAAGAUCGAAAACUACCUGCUGCGGAAUCACGAGACCCGGAAGUACUUGCAGGAGCAGGCCUACCGCCUGCAGCAGGGCAUCGUCACCAGCACCACGCAGCAGAUGAUUGACAGAAUAUGUGUGAAAGUACAGGACCAUCUCAACUCUUUACGAAACUGUGCGGGAGAUGCUGUCCAGGAAGACUUAAAGUCAGCAGAGAGGCUCAUGCGUGAUGCGAAGAAUUCUAAAACGUUGUUACCAAACUUGUACCACGUCGGUGGCGCGUCCUGGGCGGGGGCCAGCGGCUUGUCGUCCGGUCCCAUUCAAGAAACUCUGGAGUCAAUGGCUGGAGAAGUGACAAGAGUCGUAGAUGAGCAACUGAAGGUGUUGCUGGAGUCCAUGGUCGACGCUGCCGAGGACCUUUGUCCCAACGUGAUGAAGAAAGCCCACAUUCGACAAGAUUUGAUUCACGCCAGCACCGAAAAGAUUUCCAUUCCACGGACCUUUGUGAAAAAUGUCCUGUUGGAGCAGUCUGGAAUCGAUAUCCUCAACAAAAUUAGUGAGGUGAAGCUGACAGUGGCCUCCUUCCUGUCCGAUCGGAUUGUGGACGAAAUCCUGGAUGCGCUGUCACACUGCCAUCACAAACUGGCCGACCAUUUCAGCAGACGCGGCAAGACCCUCGCUCAGCCAGAGACCUUAGAGCUCGAGCUGGCGGAGGAGAAGCCGGCAAAGCGCUCGGUGGUUACGGAGGAGGAGCUCACGGAGAUGGAGCGUUUGGAAGAUCUGGAUACUUGUAUGAUGACUCCUAAAUCCAAACGGAAGAGUAUCCAUAGCCGGAUGCUGCGACCCGUUUCCAGAGCCUUCGAGAUGGAGUUUGACCUCGAUAAGGCGCUGGAGGAGGUGCCCAUUCACAUCGAAGACCCGCCUUUCCCGUCCUUCCGACCAGAGAAGCGGAGCUCCGGGCUGAUCUCCGAGCUGCCUUCCGAGGAGGGGAAGAAGCUGGAGCACUUUACCAAGUUAAGGCCAAAACGGAAUAAGAAGCAGCAGCCCACCCAGGCGGCGGUCUGCGCUGCCAGCAUCGUCCCCCAAGAUGGUGAGCAGAACGGCCUUAUGGGAAGAGUGGACGAAGGUGUGGAUGAAUUUUUCACCAAGAAGGUGACCAAAAUGGAUUCCAAGAGAUCAUCUGCAAGAGGCUCUGAGUCCCACGAGCUUAGCGAGGGAGGAGAUGAAAAGAAAAAGCGAGACUCUCGGAAGAGCGGCUUUCUCAAUUUAAUCAAGUCCCGGUCCAAAUCUGAGCGGCCUCCCACGGUCUUGAUGCCGGACGAACCGUCCUCGCCAAAAGGAGCCAUCAAAAGUCCGGCCACGGACACCCCCAGGAAGGACGCCAAGCCCACGGAGCACAAUGGCAGUUCGGAGCGGACAGAGGAGCUAAAAGCCCCCGACUCCCUUGAGGAAGGUCACGGGGAGGACGUGGGCAGGGUGGAGCGGAGCGACGGCAAGAACAGUCCGCAGGGCGGGCGAAGGUACGGGAUCCAGGUGAUGGGCAGCGGCCUGAUGGCGGAGAUGAAGGCCAAGCAGGAGAGGAGAGCGGCCUGUGCGCAGAAGAAGCUUGGGAAUGAGGCCAUCUCUCAGGAUUCCUCCAGCCUGGCCUUGGGCAGCACAGAACGUCUGGAUGGAGGUGGGGCAGUGCCUAAGCUGCACCCAGGUGUCGCGGAGAGCCGCUUCGGUGUGGGAACACCCGAGAAGAACACCAAAGCGGAGCCCAAAGCGGACGCGGGCCCCAGGUCGCGGAGCUCUUCCAGCACUCCGACCAGCCCAAAGCCCCUGCUGCAGUCCCCCAAACCCAGCUUGGCGGCGCGGCCCACCAUCCCGCAGAAGCCGAGAACCGCCUCACGGCCCGAGGACAUCCCAGACUCUCCAUCCAGCCCUGGUUCCUCUAAAAUUGCUCUUCUUCCGCCUGUCCUGAAGAAAGUUCCAUCAGACAAGGAGAGAGAUGGCCAGAGUAGCCCCCAGCCUAGUCCCAGGACAUUUUCCCAGGAAGUAGUGCAAAGAGGAGAUUAUUACAAAAGACAUUCAGAUCAUGACAGUGACAAGCCUUCCAGUGGAGGGAAAAGAUCUUCAAAACUGUACUCCACCAUUGCAGAAGAGGAAGUGAAUGCAAUUGGGCACAGGAAGUCACAGCCAACAAAUGUUUCAAGGAGAAGCUGGGGCCAGCAGCCCCAGGAGUAUCAAGAACAGAAGCAAUGGUCGUCCAGUAAAGAUGGCCGCCAAGGCGGCAAGUCCAGUGACUCUGGUGAAGAAGCGGAAAAAGAGUUUAUCUUUGUGUAAAGGUCCCCCGUGCCAAGGGCACAGGGUGCUCAGUUAGCCGUCAGAGGGGAAUCAAGGGCAGCACCUCUUCCUACUUCCGACACUCUUCUCUUGGUGCUUUUUUCUUUUCUUUCUCCUUCUUUCUUAUUUUUUGAAAACAGAAAUGGACCCAUUGAGGGGUCUUCUCCCCACCUUGGCAUUUGAAUUUGAAGCAUUUCUUCAUCUGCCUUCAGUGAAUGCCAGCAACUCUCCAUGCAUCCUACUUGAAUUUUCUCUGAGGCAGCUACAGUUUGCCCUGCAGGAUGAGUUUGGGGAGGUAAACAGAGGAACUGGACACAUAACUCAUGCAGGUAACACCAUUGGCUGACCAUGGGGCACUGCCGUGGGUACCCAUGUCACAUCUGCACUUGACUCGAUAGAUUUAUUCUUGAUGUAUGCAAUUGCACAUUGUGAGUAUAUUAACAGAGCACACUAAUAAAUAAUUUGUAUAAAUUAUAUAUAUUAGAUCUCGGCUAUGGUUUUUACAUUCUCCCAUGGGGAACUUCUUCCUUCCUGAUGUGGAAUUGUACAUUUAAAUUUGGUCGGUGACCUUUGCAGGACCGUCAGUAAGCACAGUGAGGAACAGAGUGAAAGAGGCCCACGGCUGACACUACCAUGUGCCCGGGUUAAUGUACAUAGUUGAUUGGAAUGAAGUUUUAUGAAUAUUUGUGAUUUUUCGAAGGCCUUUAAUUUCUGUCUGCAUAUUAGCUUUUAAUGUAUGACUUGAAGAAAGAAUACUUUGACCCCUGUAAAAAAUCAGAAUACUACUCUUUUUAAGACAUUUCACAAAUAUUCACUUACAUUACAGGCUGAGGUAUUUUAUUCAUAUGUAUAUUUAUAUCAAUAAAAAGAUUUUACAAGUGGAA